UUCUUCAUCAGUAGCUCACACUACACACUCCUCUCUAUUAUUUCAUCACAAAAUCAAGAUUCCUUGUCUUCAAUUCAAACUUUAAAAAUUCAUAAUCAAAAUCCUCUCAAUUCAAUCUCAAAUUGAAGAAUUUUUACAAAGAUCGCACAAAUGGAGAGAAUCAGAAGAGCUUCACAUGCCGGUUCAUGGUACACCGAUAAUCCUAAGAAAUUGAAUGAAGAGCUUGAAGGAUGGCUUACCACUGCUGCCUUGGAGAAAUCUCCUGAUGUUCGAGGUGUUAUUGCUCCGCAUGCAGGUUACUCGUAUUCGGGUCGUGCUGCUGCUUAUGCUUUUGGAAAUAUAGACCCUACUAACAUCUCGCGAAUAUUCCUGCUUGGUCCUUCUCAUCAUUACUAUACUCCGAAAUGUGCUCUUUCAACUGCCACAGUUUACAAGACACCAAUAGGGGACUUACCUAUUGAUUUGGAAGUCAUUGAAGAACUGAAAGCUACAGGAAAAUUUGAGUUGAUGGAUCUUCGCGUGGAUGAAGCUGAACAUAGCAUGGAAAUGCAUUUGCCAUAUCUUGCUAAAGUUUUUGAAGGACAUCAGGUUAAAGUUGUACCGAUAUUGGUUGGUGCUGUUAAUGCUGAUAAUGAGGCUAUGUAUGGAAAGUUGUUAGCAAAAUUUGUAGAUGAUCCAACUAAUUUCUUUUCUGUCUCAUCAGAUUUUUGUCACUGGGGUUCUCGGUUCAAUUACAUGCACCAUGAUAAGAAACAUGGACCUAUAUACAAGUCUAUCGAGGCACUGGAUAAGAUGGGUAUGGAAAUAAUCGAAACAGGGGAACCAGAUGUAUUUAAACAGUAUUUGCAGGAAUAUGACAAUACUAUUUGUGGACGUCAUCCAAUUAGUGUUUUCCUACAUAUGUUGAGGCAUUGCACGACUAAGAUAAAGAUAAAGUUCCUUCGCUACGAGCAGUCAAGCCAAUGCAAAACAACAAGGGAUAGCAGUGUGAGCUAUGCAUCUGCAGCAGCAAAGGUGGAUGCUUGAAGGUGUAUUUAUAAUUCGAAUAAGAAACAACCAACAAUGUGCCAUCCUUGUUGAAACGAAUUUGUGGAUUUGCCUUGACAUUAGAAAAAGACUAGAUGAUUAGGUACUUCUUCUCAGUAGAAUUGAAGCACAAAAAAAACAAAGAACUUACUGCCAGAAUCCAAACCGACAAAAGUGGUUUGGUUUGAUAUUUUUCUAAAAAAUUCUGUUUUUCA
This is a messenger RNA of Mercurialis annua (annual mercury), 1241 nucleotides long. RefSeq lists its product as uncharacterized. The record is from RefSeq and is a predicted model, not a curated record. NCBI's taxonomy places the organism in Eukaryota, Viridiplantae, Streptophyta, Magnoliopsida, Malpighiales, Euphorbiaceae. The transcript is spliced from 9 exons. Bases 151 to 1026 code for a protein of 291 amino acids.